AUGAGUUUCCUUUCCAAAAUGGCAGCGCCGUUUUGCCACUCCCUCCUUGGAAGCGAGACCGAAAGGAGCUGCUUGCCCGUCAGUUUGGUCGACACUCCUCCGUACAGUAGGCUGUACGUCUUACUGGGCAAGGAUGUGGUGAAGGAGGAGAUCCUGGACCACUUUGCCCCUUUCGGCGACAUCCAGAAUAUCCUGGUAUUGUGGGACAAGCGCACUCAGAAGCCGAAAGGCAUCGUGUACAUUAAGUACGCCCUCAGCUCGCAGGCCUGCCGGGCCAUGGAGGAGAUGAACGGCAAGCGCUUGUCGCCCAGCGCCCGGCCCAUGAAGGUGUUCAUGGCACAAGGCAUUGCUUCUGGAAAGGCUAACGUUGACAUUGAAUUGCUUACUCAAAUAUGCAUUGUCAUUCCGAACACUUUUACAGAGAAAACCCUCAGGGAUGUAUUUAAGGUCUAUGGAAAUGUUAUAUGCAUCAUCGUCAGGAACAACGUCCUCCCAGAAAAUAAAGUAUUGGCAUACAUAAGAUUUUCAAAGGCAUUCUACGCUGCCUUGGCAAUAGAAGAGUGUGACAAAAAUACUAGGGAAGCCGUCUGCCCUUUGAACCAAUGCCUGACUUCAGUGAUGGACUGGAUGAAGUGGGAAUUUACCUAUGUUGGACGGGGUUGCACUACCCCUGAAGACCCAGGUUCGCAGUUUGGGUGUGCUUCUGGAUUCGGCUCUGAACCUGGAGGCCCAGGUCUCGGCGGUAUCCAGGAGUGCUUUUGCCCAGUUAAGACUGGUCCGCCAACUGCACCCGUUUCUGGAGAUACCCGACUUGACGAAGGUUACCAAGCUGCUUGGGUCGAUGUUAAAAUUACCCCUCUUGAAUCUUGGGAACGUAUAUCCUGUGUGAAUAGUCCAAAAGAACAAACAAAUAGAAAUGAAGUACAAGGGAUCAACUUGAUUACUUUGGGUCCCAAGGCCACUUCGACAGAGCAUGUGACAAAGCCACCGGAAUCCCAUGAACAUGAAUUCUGUGUGAGUAGCACAAAACAAGAGAUCAAUAGCCUUGGCACGCAAAGGAACAAGUCUGAUGGUUGCAGGACCACUUUGAGCAAGCCUAUGACCAAACCACCUGAAUACCAUGAACAUGAACACUGUGUGAGUAGCUUCAACCAGGAAACCAACAGUCAUGAAAUAUGUGGGAGCAGUUUACUUGCUUCAGAACAACCGCCAGACCUGGCAAGCUUGGAAAGGAGUGGUAUCAGAAGCCAAGAAUCUGUCUCUAGGCGCUUAUUAGUGAUUUCGCAGUUCCCCUUUGAACAAGAGCAACUAUCCAGACUCUUUGAUAUCAUCCCAGGAUUGGAAUCUUGUGAAACUCAUUGGGAUCCUUACAAUAACAGCGCACAUGCAGUGAUUCAGUACAGUAAUGGUGCAUCAGCGAUAUAUGCCAAAUACAAACUGCAAGGUUUUGAAUAUCCUUUUGGAAAUCGGCUGGUUGUCCAGGAAGGUUGUUCCGGGAAGGAGAACUGUUGUGCACAACAACUAGGGAGCCAUUUGGCUCGUACAAUAUGUGCGCAGGCUGUAGAGCAACUACCACCAUUGAAAUCAACGGAGAAGGUUUGCCUCAUCGCGCAGAUGGCAACAGAGUUGGUGACUUUACAACUACCAUCAAUAAUAGAGGAUAAUAAUUUGGCUUCUCAGCUUCUGAAGUCCUCUCAGUCCAGUAGUCCUUCACCUCAGCUCCAAACGGACACCGAACGUCCAUCUAACAAGAGGAAAGCUCCCUUUGAUUCUUCUGUGCGGGAAAGGCUUUUCAUAAUGUUUAAUCCCCAUCCCUUACCUCAAGAUGUAUUGGAUGAUGUAUUAAGUCAGUUUGGGAAUUUUAUAAACAUUUACCUUAUCCCCGGGGGAAACGUGGGCUAUGCCAUGUUUGCAGACAAAGCAAGUGCUAGCAAUGCUAUAGCGGCGCUACACGGCAAGACUGUGAAUGGCGUUAAGUUGAAGGUGGUCCUGGCAGACUCGCCCACAGAGGACUCCAGUAAACGUCAAAGAACAGUGUGACCAAGUGGAACAUCAGGGCCCUUAACAAGUGGGCUGAAAAUGUGACUUCACUUGCGACUGUGACAAGCUUUUCUUUGUGCUGGAGUUGAUAAGCCCACAUUUGUGGAGAUUUUUGUAUAUAAAUUAAUUGAACUUUUAACUUUUCUUGUAAGCAAAAUAUCCUUCUAGGGUGCAGAAAUAAAUUGUGAUUUCCUCCUGAAAAUAUGCCUCUAAUAUGGAAGAUUCUAACAAAGAAAUUAAAAUAUAUGUGGAGGCAUUAGUGGGUUUGCUCAUUGCUUGGGCUGCUAAUACUAAACAAUGGUAGUGGCUUACUGUUGAAGCAGAGAAUAUAUGGUUCCUAUGGUAUCUGUUAACUUCUCUGACAGGGAGGACUGUGCUGGAAAAUUUUGCCACCACAUGGUCAAUGGUUUACUUAGAAAAUGGGUGGGGAAUCUCCAGGUGAAACAUGGCCUCCCAGGGGGUCCAGUUUGGCCUACAGUGCCAUUUUCUCCAAACAAUGUGCAUCAGCUGACAUCACUGGUGACAUCAACAGAUGGGUGGGAGGAUAGAGGUUAAUCCUCGAUUGGCUGCAUGAUCGUGUUCCCAGCAGACUUUUGCAAAGGCUUUAAGACAGCUCCUGCACUCCUGUUUACUCAAACAGGAGUGCAGGAACUAUCUUAAAGCCUUUUGGAAGUCUCCCCACCCCCUUUAAGUCCCCAGUUGUGGAGACUUAAAAGGGAAGCACAAGGGAUUUUGACAGGUGAGCAGGCCCACAAGACAGAUCUUGAUAAGGAUCUGGCCUUUGGAGCCAAAAAGGUUCCCCACCCCUGACUUAGAAAUACAUUUUUGUGUUAGGAAAUAAUAAAAAUUGGGAUACUAAUUAGACCAUUGAUUGCAAAGAGCUUUCAGGACUGUAUGUGACUGGUGAACAACACUUUACCUUCCCCUCUUAAACUGUUGCACAACUUUUUGUUCCAACUAGCAAACGCCACUGACUCAAAAUUACAAUUUAUAUGUACAUAAAAUGCCAAAGAUGUGUAGAUGGAUACCAAGAGGGAAUAAGGGCACUGUGGACUCCUUAUGUAUUAGGUCUGGACUGCUUAACUACAAAAACUGCUGAAUGGAAAACAUGUAGAAUGACUGAUUACUUGAAUUAUGCUAGGACUUUACUAGACAUGUUUUCCUUUUUGCACAGCUGUUGUAUAAAUUCCCCAUAGCAAAAUAUAUAUAACUUCUUAAUUAUUCUUUCUAUUGAAUACAGGGUUCUUUGUGGCUGCAGUGUACAGCCACAUGUUGGUUUUACACUGCACUGAGCAACAUCUGGAACCUUGUAAAGCAGCUUUUGCCAACAUGUUACUCUCAAUAUUUUUUUGGGUUUCAGCCAGAACUUGCUAAAGGGAGUUGUGGUGCAAAACAUCUGGGGAGCACUGAGUUGACCACUAGAUAAUAAAAUGUUUCAGUAUGAAGACCCACCCUCAGGGAAUGUGCACUAAGAGGCACACACAUAUAUAUUUGUAUAUAACCUUGUAUAUAUUUUGUAAAGAGUUUUUGGGUUACAUUUUGACCCUCAUUAACCAGUUCUUUUUUUUAUAGUUCUCCAUUUUUUGCGACUGUCAUUUUAUAGGUGUUCUGUUGUUAAUUUGGAUUUGUUAGAUAUAUUUUUCUUGAUAUAUAUGUU
Molecule: messenger RNA, 3697 nt
Organism: Rhineura floridana
Lineage: Eukaryota; Metazoa; Chordata; Lepidosauria; Squamata; Rhineuridae
Gene: RBM45
Product: RNA binding motif protein 45
Exons: 15
Coding region: 1-2040 (679 amino acids)
Molecular function (GO): RNA binding
Source: RefSeq, a predicted model, not a curated record